Acanthamoeba castellanii str. Neff is the source of this 1215-nucleotide messenger RNA. RefSeq lists its product as uncharacterized. The coding region runs from base 1 to 1215 and encodes 404 amino acids. The record is from RefSeq and is a predicted model, not a curated record. The transcript is spliced from 5 exons. NCBI's taxonomy places the organism in Eukaryota, Discosea, Longamoebia, Acanthamoebidae.
AUGGAAGCGCAACAAGACGCAAGAGGCGUAGGGAGUUUGGGCAGGUUGGCCGACGAGCUCCUGCUGGUGGUCCUGUCGCACUUGCCGGUUUCCGACCUCGGAGCUGUCGUUCCCUUGCAGGGCACGUUGCGAGUGUACGCCGGCCAGUUCGGUGCGUGGGUGCCGGCGGUCCACUGCCAGCAGCUCAGCGAGGGCCUCGGCUCGUGGAAGCUCAAGUACCGGCUCGAGCACGCGCUGACGCAGGGCAGUGGCCACGACCUGUUCGCCUUCGGCUUCAUGGACUGCCAGCCGGACCAGGGGACCCGCCACUCCAUGUCCUACGUACACUACAGUCCGACAGUCGACGCGCUGGUGCUGGUGCACAAUGUCGAUGUGCGCGUGCUCUACCUCAACAUUGGCGCGCCGAUCCUUCCGACCUGUCCCAAGCGCGGCCGCACUCUGGUGUGGCGUGCACGGUGCGGCGAUCGGGUGGGCUACGCGUUGGACCAGCACCCGACCGACCCGGGCAUGGUGCACGAGACCCUGUGGUCUCUUGUGCAGAGCUCGCCCUCCUUCGACUUCCUCCACGAAUGGGACGCCAUCUGGAACCUGUUGCCGCUGCGCCAGAUGCGGCUAGCGGCUCUGGGGCAGGCCGAGGAACUCGCAUUCCAGCCCCAGACGAUCAGCAUCCAUCAGCCCUGGUCGUUUCUUGCGCACAUCUUGAAGGGCGGGGCGCCUGCGCUGCGAUCGCUGGCAAUCUAUCAUCCAGGCUUUGUCAUCAAUGACACGGAAGAUGCUUCACGCCCGCGUGACUCGAUCGUCACAGUGCUGCACCUCAUAGCAACGCGGAAUAGCCGAUUGGAGCGCAUUUCGCUGGGCUUGACCGAUCUCAUCGACGACAUCGUGCCUGUCAUCAAGGUGCCGGCCAAGGUGGUUUGGCUGCGACUCGUCGAAGCACUCUCUCACAGCAGCUCACUGGAAACACUGAAGCUCAUCUUUGCUGGCAAGUACCGCUCGGCCGGAAGCGACGACGGAUCGGACGCCGCAGACCAGUUGGCCGCACUUCCCUCGCUCCUCAGCGCCUGUGGCCCGCAGCUGCGCAAAGUGGGCCUUUACUGCGUGCCGGAGCCACUGCGCCAGCAGAUCGACGCCACGAUGGCUGCCUACCCGGACCUACCCGUCCGCUUCAAGGCUGUGUUCGGCCAACCCACAACCACAAACCCGCUGGUCACGUGA